AUGACAACUGUAAACAGUACAUUUACGCAAGAGUGUGAAACUGAACAAGAUUUAAGACCCGGAGAAAUGAGUGUCAACGAGUCAUUUAUUGAAAAUGAAUCACCUCCUUCUUAUAUAACAUUUCGGAAAGGGAGUAGCGUGAUUCCUGCAAUUUCCGAUCUACAACAAGAAUUUAAAACUCGUCAAAGCAGUUUACUUAACAGGCUUGAUUCCUGGUUCUCAAAACAAGAAACAAAAUUUAAUACCCUUCCUAAUGACUUCGACGAAAUUAAAACUACGCUGAAAUUUAUCAGUGAUAAAUACGAUGAUUUAGACAAAAGAACUCAUGAUGUCAGCAAGCUCGUAUCUAGAAUAGAACAGCAGCUGAAAUCCACACCGGUCUUCGAGGCACGAAUCUCUGAAUUAGAAACUAAACUGGCUGAAUUUGAACAAAAAACUCGAAAUUGUAAUAUUGAGAUAAGUAAUCUGCCUAAAAAACGAAGCGAGAACUUAAUACAAAUACUGGAGAAUAUUGCUAAAGUCAUAAAGCAACCAAUUUCUACUAAAGACAUAGUUACAAUUCAUCGUGUACCUCAUAUGAACCCUAAGAUUUCACGCCCGAAGAACAAUCUUCAAUCAGAUGAAAGUUUAUCUUUUAUUGAAAACACACCGGAAAGAGAAAUAAAAAAUACACAAACACUUAAUAACAACCCAAUAGAGGAGCCGAAAACACCACGCCCAAGAGUGCCUAAUUUCACCAGCGACGAAAAGGCCUUGUUAGCAGCCCUAAUAAAGAGUAAACCAAUUGUGGAGUCGAAAGCAACUGACGGCAAGUCAGUUGAUAAAAAAGAAAACUGCAUGGGAGUCCAUAACGCAAGAGUUUAA
Parnassius apollo (apollo) is the source of this 864-nucleotide messenger RNA. The record is from the annotation of a GenBank genome assembly. Lineage: Eukaryota; Metazoa; Arthropoda; Insecta; Lepidoptera; Papilionidae.